Molecule: messenger RNA, 282 nt
Organism: Prorocentrum cordatum
Lineage: Eukaryota; Dinophyceae; Prorocentrales; Prorocentraceae
Source: the annotation of a GenBank genome assembly
GCGGGCGUCAACGCCGUGCUCAUCGAGAGGCACCAGCUCACGGCCGGGACGACCUGGCACUCCGCGGGAAUGCUGUGGCGCCUCAGGCCUAGCGACGCGGACAUAGAGCUGAACGCCUACAGCCGUAUGAUGUGCAAGAAACUGGAGGAAGAGACGGAGAUCGCCAGCUGGACCGAGAACGGUGGCCUGUUCGUGGCAACCCACGCAGAAAGGCUGGCCGAGUACAGGCGUUUCGCGGAGACCGGCAAGUAUUUCGGCAUCGAGAGCCAAGUGCUGUCACCG